Molecule: messenger RNA, 2803 nt
Organism: Athalia rosae (coleseed sawfly)
Lineage: Eukaryota; Metazoa; Arthropoda; Insecta; Hymenoptera; Athaliidae
Gene: Atg7
Product: ubiquitin-like modifier-activating enzyme atg7
Exons: 8
Coding region: 298-2418 (706 amino acids)
Biological process (GO): protein modification by small protein conjugation; piecemeal microautophagy of the nucleus; autophagy of mitochondrion
Cellular component (GO): phagophore assembly site; cytoplasm
Molecular function (GO): Atg8 activating enzyme activity; Atg12 activating enzyme activity
Source: RefSeq, a predicted model, not a curated record
UUGACGGCGAAAGUACGAGGGUGCGUUGUUGGAUGGAUGGAAACUUGUAGAAGUGUACUAGUAAAGAAUUCAAAACAACAACAUUGGCCACUGUCAAAUUCUUAAACCGGAGAUAAUCGAUUAUUCGAAAACUUUGUUAACAAUUAACUGGACGAUUUUAUGCUGACGGAUCAUAACUAACGAUAGGGUUAAUACGUGUUGACAUUUGUCUCGUCAAUAUACAUUAUUGUAUUAUUUUAUUACCCCGUCCCACGAACCUCCCUUGCUCAAAGGAGAAAAUCUUAGUACUUCGCGACAAUGGGGGACUUGGUAAGAUUUACUAAACUGAGGUCUGCGAUGGACCCAGGGUUCUGGGCAAAACUUGCAGAACUCAAGCUAGACAAAUUCAAACUCGAUGAUGAAAUCAAAAUACCUUUAUGGGCCAGUUACAACCUUGAUAAUCACAGUGAUGAGAAAGGCCACCCUCUAAUGUUCGACUGCACCUCAUUCAACGAAGGUCUGGGGACAACGUCCCAUCGUUUGGCAGUUGCCUGCUCUGGUUUCUUAAUCAACACAAAUACUUAUGAAGCAUUCCGUGGACUACAGCCAGAAAACUUUAUUGAUCAAACUAGCCAGCUCCUGUUAGAGUCCAUCAAAGACGGCAGUGCUUUAAGAGAACCUUGCCGUCUUGCAUUUUUUAUUCUUCUGUCUUUUGCUGACUUAAAGAGAUACAGAUUCCACUACUGGGCUGCUUACCCGACAUUUUUCAACUUGCCAGAACUUUAUCACAAGAGCGAUCCACUAUGUGCCAGAACUCAAUUGAGCCAUCAACAGUUGGAACAAUUGAAUAAUGGUUUUAUCUCUUUAGAUGAAAAGCAAAAAGCAUUUUUUACAGUUCUUAUAUCAGCCAAAGGUCAGCUACAUGUCUGUAAUCUUACAGACGGUGUGAAUCUGAUGGAAAAAAAUACAAAAGAAGUUAAAAAUGCGGAGCAGGGAACUGGAGAAAUUUACUUUGGUUUUUAUGAUCCCUGUAGCAGUCCCGAGCCUGGUUGGCCACUUCGCAAUUUGCUUUGCUUACUCUUCUGGCACUGCCCAAAGUCCUCUUUUAAUAGUAUAAUCAAAAUUAUUGCCAUGCGAGGACCUGAAGCAAAAGAUGCCAUUAUAUUUACAAUACAGACCAAAGACUACGACAAGCCAAAUGCCAUUCGACAGAAAAUCUUUGAGGGACGAUUUGUGGGGUGGGAAAGAAGUCAGGGAGGUAAAAUGGGCCCGAAUAUAACAGACUUAUCAGAUUCUCUGGAUGUCAUCAAGCUUUCAGAAAGGGCAGUUAAUCUCAAUCUGAAACUGAUGAAAUGGCGACUAGUUCCUGGAUUGGAUUUGGAGAAAAUUGAAAAAACUCGUUGUUUGUUGCUCGGUGCCGGAACUUUGGGAUGUUCCGUAGCAAGGGUGCUACUUGGAUGGGGUGUUCGUAAAUUAACACUGGUGGACAGCUCUACCGUCUCACAGAGUAAUCCUGUCCGACAGAGUCUCUACACUCAUGCGGAUGCUGUACAACGAAAAUACAAGGCGGAGGCAGCCAAAGAAGCCUUGCUUCAAAUUCAUCCUAGCCUAGAUGUAGAGAGCGUCAUUCUGCACAUCCCAAUGCCUGGGCAUGUGGUGGGGCCCAGUAUGAUGGAAAGUACAAAUUCGGCUAUAAGACAGCUAGAAGAAUUAGUUGCUCGGCAUGACGUUAUUUUCCUUCUUUUGGACUCUCGUGAGGCUAGAUGGUUGCCAACCCUUUUAUCAGCUGCCAAUGGAAAAUUGGCGAUCAAUGCAGCACUGGGAUUUGACUCAUAUACUGUACAACGACAUGGUACUCGAAAUAGCGCAAAACCAGACUCUCCAGACCUGAUGAUGCAAAACCCUGCUGGACCUGAUCUCGGCUGUUACUUUUGUAACGAUAUCACCCAGCCUGGAAACUCACAAGCAGACAGAACACUCGAUCAGCAAUGCACAGUGAGUCGUCCUGGUCUGGCGCAAGUGGCAGGUGGCCUUGCAGUUGAACUCAUGGUUUCCCUUACCCAACAUCCAGAAUAUGCCGAUGCGAGAGCAUUAAUGGCUAACAAUCAAGGUGAGCCUUGCCUAGACAGUAAAAUCGGAACCGUCGGCUUACUGGGAGGAGUACCUCACACCAUCCGAGGAUCUCUAUGGGGUUACGAGACACGCUUGACUGUUACCCACAGGUUUCCUGCUUGCACAGCUUGCUCCACACCUCUGAUUGAAGAAUACCACAAGCGAGGUGUUGACUUCAUUUUGGAUGCAUGUAAUGAGCCCAAUUAUCUGGAGCAUCUGACUGGUCUUGACGAUCUCCUGAAACGACCCGACUUGGAUGAGCUAUGUUACGCGCUUGACUCUUCAAGUGAAGAUGAAGACGGGGAUGGUAUAAAUAAAGUAGAAUAAUCCUGAAGGAAAAUAGUUUCAGAGGGUAGACGUAUAUGCAAAAAAUUAUCAACUAAUUGAUACUUUUAGGAAAGAAAAUUAGCAUGGGGAACAACUUACACCUACUCCCAGGCAGCUAAACUGUUGCAUAAUUACGUACUUAACAAACAAUAAUCAUAUACAGAUCGGAAAAAGUAAUAAUAAAAGAAACGGUUUGUAGGCGGGAUGACUCGUGAACGCAUGGAUUUGGAAAUGAUAACUUGAGUACAGAUGUGGAUGUGAAGUAUGAUUGUACAGAGAUUAGAAAGUAAGUUUGUGUACAGUUUAAAAUCUAUUUUUACGCGGACCUUAUGUGAAUUUUAUUGUGAAGCUACCUUCCUAACUAAUAAAUUUUUUAUUCCGAAUA